AUGGCCGCCGCUGCGACCAUAGAAAACACCAAACACCAGCAUGGCCUGGAUGCCGUUUCUGAAGAAUCUCUUUCUGAAGAUGGCCUGACCAUGGAGCUUCUUGAAGGCGCUUCCGAUCCAAUCUAUGAAGCCAAAGCCAGACUGAUUAAUAAAGCGAUGCAGGACAUCGGCAUGGGCUGGUACCAAUGGCAACUAUUUGUUGUGAUUGGCUUCGGUUGGGCUAGCGAUAAUCUUUGGCCAAUUGUGACAUCGCUCAUUUUCACACCGGUGAAGAACGAGUUCCAGCCUUCGCGCACACCAUACCUCACACUUUCACAAAAUAUUGGAUUGUUGGUUGGCGCCGUAUUUUGGGGGUUUGGAUGCGAUAUAUAUGGAAGAAGAUGGGCUUUCAAUUUAACAAUUGGGAUAACUUCAAUUUUUGGUCUUGUCGCUGCCGGUGCUCCCAAUUUUGCCGCUAUAGCGACUUUUGCUGCCUUGUGGUCUAUUGGGGUUGGUGGAAACCUUCCGGUGGACUCGGCGAUUUUUCUCGAAUUUUUACCUGGCUCCCACCAAUACCUUUUAACUAUCCUAUCUAUCGACUGGGCAUUCGCUCAGGUUAUCGCAAAUCUGGUUGCAUGGCCACUUUUAGGCAAACUCACCUGCCAAGAAAACGACAACUGCACCCGCGCGGCUAACAUGGGAUGGCGCUACUUUCUAAUCGCAAUGGGUGGCAUGUCGAUGGUAAUGUUUUUCUUGCGUUUUGCCUGUUUCACCAUGUUUGAAUCUCCAAAAUACCUGAUGGGUCGUGGUCAAGACAACGAAGCUGUCCGCGUUGUUCAUGAAGUUGCCAGGCGCAAUGGAACUACAUCUUGGCUCACAGUAGAUCAUCUGAAGAGUCUCGGCCCACUGCGCGGAACGGGAACGUCCAAUGCAAUCAAUCGAAAGCUGGAGAAGAUCAACUUAGAUCAUGUCAAGGGUCUCUUUGCAACAAGGCGGCUUGCGUUCUCCACGACCCUAAUCAUUAUCGUUUGGGCAUUCAUCGGUCUCGGGUUUCCACUCUACAAUGCCUUCUUGCCAUACAUCCAAGCGACUAGGGGUGUCGACUUCGGAGACAGCUCUACAUAUAUUACUUACCGUAACUCUCUCAUCAUCGCAGUGCUUGGAGUCCCAGGCUGUCUUGUUGGUGGAGUGUUGGUGGAAGUACCUCGAUUUGGGCGCAAAGGAGCUCUUUCCGUAUCAACUAUGCUAACUGGUGUAUUUCUAUUCGCCUCCACUACUGCAACGUCGUCGAAUUCUUUACUGGGUUGGAACUGCGCGUAUAACUUCAUGAGCAAUAUUAUGUACGCGGUGCUCUAUGCCUACACCCCUGAGAUUUUCCCGACAAAGGAUCGUGGGACGGGAAAUGCCCUAACAGCAGCUGCGAAUCGCAUCUUCGGCAUCAUGGCACCCAUAAUUGCUAUGUUCGCCAAUUUGGAGACUGCCGUGCCAGUGUACGUUAGUGGUACUUUAUUCAUUGCUGCUGGUUGUUUAGUGGUUCUUCAGCCUUUUGAAUCUAGAGGAAAGGCUAGCUUGUGA
Molecule: messenger RNA, 1554 nt
Organism: Ophidiomyces ophidiicola
Lineage: Eukaryota; Fungi; Ascomycota; Eurotiomycetes; Onygenales; Onygenaceae
Exons: 1
Coding region: 1-1554 (517 amino acids)
Biological process (GO): transmembrane transport
Cellular component (GO): membrane
Molecular function (GO): transmembrane transporter activity
Source: RefSeq, a predicted model, not a curated record